AGCAAACUUCAGCUUGUAUGUGGGUGGACUGUUUUGACAGAAUUUCCGCUGUUAGUCAUUUCGCGGAAGAAACCGGAAAAUUCGCCAAAGCGGAUUUUCUCAUUGAAAAGGAAGAAAUUCAAGGAAGGUCAAAUGUGAAGUGAUAUAGAAUAUAGUGGGCUAUUAAAUAAAAUGAGUGAUCAAGAUGAUUUACCGCAGUGUUCGCAGCCUCCGACAACUAUAACUCCGCGCAGUUCCCUCGGAUCUGGGGCUGCCCUUUCAUACAGCAGUGGCUCCUCAAUCUCCCCAUCGAGCUCCAGUAGUUCCCAGGGAAGUGCCAAGUCUGCUGUGUCAGAAUGCCUCGGGGCAUGGCUCAACUACCUGCAAAUUAUGAACAAUCUAUGCUCAUCUGGCUAUCGCCUGGCUCAGACAAUUUCCACCCUGGAGCAAUGGAUAAAUGCCGAUCAGCAGACACCGGGAAUAUUUGCUGGUCCACCCCACAAUCUCACCACGACGCAAUUCACGAGUGCCUGGGAUGAUUUGGCGCGUGCAACAGUCGUGGCGACGAGUACAGUUAAAUCUCACAUUGUCACUGUCCUCCAGGAUUAUGUGACACAAUCCCUGAGCACGUUUGAGCAUCAAGAGGGUGAGAUGCAGCGCAUCAAGGAACACAAUCAGCAAGUUGUCAUGGAGAAUGCACAGACAAUGAUAAAUCUGCAGCAUCAGUUCUGCGUUGCCAGCUAUGAUUCCUUCUCCCAUCUCAUGUGCUGUUUUGUCUGCCAGGCACCCGUUGGAUGUGCCCAUGAUCCCGAUUGUGCCCUGUUGCAGCCACAGCCGCCCUAUGUGAAGCUCCCUCAUGCCACAGCGGAUCCAUGCUCACAAACACCUUCCCCACACUUUGGGUCCGGCACCCGUGAAGCCACCACGUCCAAAUCAUUCACCCAGCAUGACAUGUAUCGCAUGCCACUCGAGGGCCGUGCCCUCCUCUUUGGUUCUGGCUCAACACAGAGUUCAUCCGAUCACAGUUGCUCCCUGACCGGUACAGCAUUGGAGCAAACACGUGGACCGUCCCCGCAUCACGAUAUUCGCGGACCGAGUCCCGUUCAGGGAUUCCUCGAAACAAUUCGGGGUCCUCUACCGAAUCCGGGUCAUCUGCUGGGCAUGAAGGCCCCAUUCUAUCGUGGUAGCCGUAGCCCCCUCAACUUCCCCAUGCUCUUCCCACUCAAUCAGCGGCGAUGGAGUGAAGCAGCAGCCGGUGAAGUGAGCGGUGAGGCCAGCCUCGAUGCAGAGAGUCAAAUGCGUCGCUGGUCAAUGCCAUGGGAAGCCUCAAAGACGGAUCGGAGUACGGUAUCGUGGCACCAGACACGCCUCAUGCCAAUGUCCAAAUUGGCCACUGUUCCAAUUUCCAAGUCAAACAGCGAUCGUAGCCAGAGCACAACACCCGAUUCGGUCUGGCAAUCAUCCGUCACGAGUCAGGACGGACUUGCGGAAGCCAUUCAGCUACUAUCCUGCCGUCCUGUUAGUCGCUCGCAGUACCCACCGCAACCAACGCAGUCGCUCCAUCAAGUUUUGCAGCAGCAACAACCACCGCCUUUCAUUGAGGAGCCCCACACUUCUCAAAUUCUACCAAAUAUCGGACCAUUCGGUUUGUGGCCCACCAUCCCAAAUCCCAGCCUCCAGCGUGUCCAGGAGCGCCAUAUGCCAUUCAUUAAAUUUCCCCCCGAUAAAUCAUUCGAUGGUAAUCCUCAGCCGCCCACAUAGAUGGAUGAAACGACUCUCUAAUUAAAAAUAAAUAAAUAAACUGCCAAAGAAUAUUCUAAAUGUCGAAUUUAGAAACAAAAAAAAAGGAAUAUACAGAGAAAGAUAUUAAUCUAAAAAUAUUUGUAAGAAACCUGGUCGUGUAUUCUCUAAUUAAGUGUCUUGUAAUGUGACUUAAAAGUGGAGUCGCAUUCUUCCUUUUUGUACCACCUAAACUCUUUCUAAAAAAAAACUCUUUAUAUAUUUUUAACUCAUCACUUUCCUCCCCAACUCUUUUUACAAUUUUUUCCUUCGUAAAAUCAUAAAAUUAAAGAAAAGAUAAACAUAAACCAAAUACGAUAAUUGUUGUGAAAUUGAAAUGUAGGAAAUGUAAGUCUUUUUUGAUAUAACGUGAUGUUGCUCGACGUUGGUGUGAUAUUACAUUGUAUAAAGAAAAUAGUGUUUUGUGUUAUCUCGCAAAGUAUUAAAUGUAAUUAUAAUUUUUACUCUCUUUUCUUAUGAUUAUAUACCUAUUAAUAUAUAUAUGACACUUUAUACACCAAAAGUAUUGAACUUUGUAUACCACGAAAGAAAAGUAUGAAUAAAAUGAAAAUCGCUGGAAAAUAAAUAAAAAUAAAAGGGAAAUUAUACGUAUAAUGAAAAAAA
This is a messenger RNA of Lutzomyia longipalpis, 2382 nucleotides long. RefSeq lists its product as uncharacterized. The coding region runs from base 172 to 1740 and encodes 522 amino acids. The record is from RefSeq and is a predicted model, not a curated record. The transcript is spliced from 2 exons. Lineage: Eukaryota; Metazoa; Arthropoda; Insecta; Diptera; Psychodidae.